Aspergillus melleus is the source of this 1381-nucleotide messenger RNA. RefSeq lists its product as uncharacterized. Gene Ontology annotation, biological process: transmembrane transport. NCBI's taxonomy places the organism in Eukaryota, Fungi, Ascomycota, Eurotiomycetes, Eurotiales, Aspergillaceae. The transcript has a single exon. The record is from RefSeq and is a predicted model, not a curated record. Gene Ontology annotation, molecular function: transmembrane transporter activity. The coding region runs from base 358 to 1173 and encodes 271 amino acids.
GCUGGAAUCAGUGGGACCAUGUCUCUUUCUCAAGCCACAGUUUCGGACAUUGUCACGUCGGCGGAGAGGGGAAGUUAUACAUCAUACGUCCAAAUGGGGUGGAUGGUUGGGCCGACAUUUGCGCCGGCAAGUCUCCCCUUACCAUCGCAGUUAUUUGGCAUCUUUUAUAAUUGUUCUGACUAGGAGAUACAUUAACAGGUUAUUGGUGGUUUGUUGAGCCAAUACCUCGGAUGGACAUCCAUCUUCUGGUUCCUUACCAUCUUCGCAUCAGUCGUAUUUGUCAUCCUAUUGAUAUUCCUCCCCGAAACGAGUCGCAAGAUCGUCGGAAAUGGCUCCCUACCCGCUCCGAAAUGGAACAUGUCCCUAGUCUACUAUUUGCAUACUCGUUCGCGAAGCAACAGAGACCGUGCAAAUGCAGUCCAGCCUCGCCCUCCCAACAGCUCUCACAAAUUCCACAUAUCUGAACUCAAUCCCCUGCGGUCGUUGAGUCUCUUCUUCACCGAUAAAGAAACGUCUAUUCUUCUACUAUACAGUGGCUCUAUCUACGCGAGCACGUACAUGGUUUUAUCCAGCAUGUCCGACCAACUGCAGAUUGGAUACAACCUCAGCACACUGCAAGGCAGUCUGUGCUAUUUUUCUACUGGUUUCGGAACAAUGUCAUCAGUCCUGGCCAUCGGCCGUCUACUCGACUGGAAUUUCCGUCGUCACGCCCGUAUCCUCGGAAUAGAGAUCUCCAAGGACAAACAGCAAGAUCUCACAACCUACCCUAUCGAGCGCGCGCGCCUCCAACUCGGCCUCCCGUUCCUAAUCCUCUCCGGCAUCAUGUUACUCGUAUAUUCAUGGACACUGCAAACACGAAUACAUCUUGCAGUUCCCUUAAUAUUCCUAUUCUUGCAAUCAUUCGGUAGCUCGUGUGCAUACUCGUGCUUCAAUAACCUGAUCAUGGAUUUGAACCGGAAAAGACCGGGCACCGCCUCUGCGGCGCUGAACCUAUCUCGAUGCUGGAUGGGGGCCGGGGGUGUGGCGUUUGCGGGUCCUCUGAACCGCGUCGCUGGGGUCGGGUGGAUGGGCGUUACAAUUGCUGGGGUUUGGCUCGUUCUUAGCCCGCUCGUGGCUUUGGUUGUUAGAUCUGGUCCGAGAUGGAGGGAGGAGAGGAGGCUGAGAGAGGUGUGAGAGGUGUGAGGCACGAGUGAGUGAGAGUUGAAGUGAUGGAGAUUGGACGCGCUGGUCAGAUCAGCGUUGGUCCUCGUCAAGUCCGAGUACUGUAUUCAUGUUUCUUCUAUUGGUUACUUAUCCUAAGUUCACUUUUCGGUAUUAGCUGCUAUUGGAUGACAGUACGCCGUAGGCCAUUGAACCGAUUUUCAGACCCAGAUUUGUUGCU